AUGGGGACGCAGGACCAGGACAUGUCAGCACAAGAAGCCAUCAGGACAUGUCAGAGGACGCUGCCACCAGAACGCGCGUUACGACAAAAGGCGGAUCCGGUGACACCCAGCGUGGCGCCACGUGACCCCGCGGUGACACCGCCCAUGCCCGCCCCUUGCCCUGUCCCCAGGAGCAGUUCCAUGGCGGUGGCCAUGGCACUAGGUUCCCUGGGCGCGGUGGCCCUGGGCACCUUUGUGGUGGCCCUGCUGCUGUGGUGGCUCUGGGAUGCGCUGGUGGCUGUCACCCGAUUCCGGGCCACUUGUCACCAGCUGAACAAGUUCCCCAUCCCAUCCUGUUGCAACUGGUUGCUGGGACACAACAGCAUGGGCCAGAGCACGGAGGAAGCCCUACAGCAGGUGGACACCUUGGUGGCCCAGUACCCUCAUGGCUGCCUCUGGGGGGGACUUCCCUGGCUGCUGUCCUGCGCCUCUUCCACCCCAGCACCCUCCAGCCACUCCUCAGUGCCUCAGGACGAGAACGGCCACACCCUGUCGGACGAGAACAUCGCGGCUGAGGCUGACACCUUCAUGUUUGAGGGUCAUGACACCACGGCCAGUGGCCUGGCAUGGCUCUUCUACAACCUGGCUGGCCACCCUGAGCACCAGGAGCGAUGCCGCCAGGAGGUCCAGGAGCUCCUGGCUGGCCGGGACACUGCGGACAUUGAAUGGGAGGACCUGUCCCAGCUGCCCUUCACCACCAUGUGCAUCAAGAACAGCCUGCGGCUGCACCCUCCUGUCACUGCUGUGUCCCAGUGCUGCACCGAGGACAUACCCCUGCGUGAUGGCCGUGUCACCCCAAGGGUAUGGCAUGGCCAAGGGGUCAUCUGCCCGAUGAGCGUCUACGGGACCCACCACAACCCAGACCUCUGGCCUGAGCCUGAGGUGUUCAACCCCCUGAGGUUCAGCCCAGAGAACACCAAGGGACAGUGCCUGUUGUCCAUCAUCCCCUUCUCUGCUGGCCCCAGGAACUGCAUCGGGCAGAGCUUUGCCAUGGCUGAGAUGAAGGUGGCAGUGGCACUGACACUGUCCCGGUUUGUGCUGUGGAGGGACACGGCGAGGCCACCCCCGCGCCGCAAGCCCGAGCUGAUCCUGCAUGCUGAGGACGGGCUCUGGCUGCUGCUGGAACCACUGUCAAUCACCAUUUGGCUGUGA
Messenger RNA from Passer domesticus (house sparrow), 1191 nucleotides. Its product is annotated as cytochrome P450 4F4-like. The transcript has 9 exons. The coding region runs from base 1 to 1191 and encodes 396 amino acids. Lineage: Eukaryota; Metazoa; Chordata; Aves; Passeriformes; Passeridae. The record is from RefSeq and is a predicted model, not a curated record. Gene Ontology annotation, molecular function: iron ion binding; heme binding; monooxygenase activity.